AUCUCAGGUCCGCAGCGAAGUUUCGACUCGAACCCAUUCGUUAUGCAUUAUUCUCCGUACCUUUCAGGCUCUUCAGGAUCAAUGUAGAACAAGAAGUCACGAUGUCGCUCCGAAGUUUCGAAUCAUGAUCAUUUCUCUCAAUAAUUAUCCGCCUCGCUGCAGCACAGCACAUGGUCCACAGAACACUGAACCAAAUGUAUGCCUUCAAGUUCGAGGUACCUGCUCUGCCCUUAUAUGCCCAGAUUCAUCUUUUCCGGCUUUGAUUCCGGUGUUGAACCGUGUCUUUUCCCGACAGCAAAAUCUAUAAAAUGGGAUUAUACUCAUGAUCUUCAAAUUCUCCGGUUCCAGCAAUGCCAUCAAAUUGGACCUCCCUCGUCGCUUCGCUGUGUCUUCUUCUCGCUGCCGCACAGGCUGCGGUCAUAGUUCCAGGAGCUACGUGGACCGAUACUAGUGGCAAUGUCAUCCAGGCUCAUGGAGGCGGCAUUUUGAAAGUUGGUUCCACCUAUUACUGGCACGGAGAAGACAAAGCCCACAACAGUGGUCUGUUUCGUGCUGUAUCAUGCUAUUCUUCCGCCGAUUUAGUUUCUUGGACUCGUCAGACUGACUCCUUGAAACCCAUUUCAGGCACCAUGAUAUCCACGUCCAACAUUGUCGAACGUCCGAAGGUCUUAUUCAACACCAAAAAUUCUGAAUAUGUUAUGUGGUUCCACUCCGACAGCUCGAAUUACGGGUCCGCUAUGGUCGGUGUCGCAACCUCCAAGACACCAUGUGGUCCGUAUACUUACAAGGCUAGUUGGAAACCACUGGGAGCCGAAUCUCGCGACAUGGGUAUCUUUAAAGAUGAUGACGGAACGGCAUACCUUCUCUAUGCAUCGGAUAACAACCAGAACUUCAAAAUCUCGAGGUUAGAUGCCGACUAUUACAACGUCACUACCCAGGUCAACGUCCUUUCGGGUUCCACACUCGAGUCACCAGGGAUCAUCAAACGAAAUGGUGUAUAUUACCUCUUCGCCUCGCACACAACCGGCUGGGACCCCAACCCCAACAAAUACUUCCGAGCCACAUCGUUAUCGGGCACUUGGUCCUCUCAAGCUGAUAUCGCUCCGUCGGCAACCCGAACUUACUUCUCCCAAAACGCCUUUGACCUCCCCCUCGGCUCCGACGGGAUCUACAUGGGCGACCGAUGGCGACCCUCUCUCCUUGGUAGCAGCCGAUACGUCUGGUACCCUCUGUCAUGGUCAUCCGGGAACCCCCAAAUAGUCCAUGCCGAUGUUUGGAACGUAAAUCUGGCUGCCGGAACGUACACUGUUACCACUGGUACUACUUACGAGGCUGAAAGCGGUACAAUCAGCGGCUCAGCGGUAUCAAUGUCCAGUUCUAGUUUCUCUGGUGGGAAGGGCGUUGGCUUCCUAGGUCUUAUCCAUACAUCGUCGAGAAUUGAGCAAGGUUUUGACUAAGUCUCGCACCCAGGCAAUGGAGGUUCUCUUACCAUCAACAACAUUCAGGGGAAUGGUCUAGGACAAUGGAUAGCUCUAUAUUAUGCGAAUGGUGACUCCACAUGGCGCAACACAACAGUCAGCGUGAAUGGUGGUGAAAGUGUUCUCGUUGACCAACCCAACACUGGCGGGGGUAGUGUAGUCUUGUCGGUCCCCGUGAAGCUGAACCUCCGCAGUGGCUCCAAUUCCAUUACCUUUUCGGCGGGCCAGUCCAAUUAUGCGGCUGAUUUGGAUAAGAUUGUUGUGUACACGGGAAACUGAAGCUACUAAGCGGCGCGAAUUGAUUGCUUUUGCUGAAGUCGUUUUUAUUGAUCAAACAUGAUCUUGAAGAGAUGUAAAGGAUGAAUAAAGUACUGCCAAUAAAUGGCCGACGUCGCUUGUAGCCACACUCGACUCGGACCAUGCAUGCGCCGGCG
Molecule: messenger RNA, 1912 nt
Organism: Marasmius oreades (fairy-ring Marasmius)
Lineage: Eukaryota; Fungi; Basidiomycota; Agaricomycetes; Agaricales; Marasmiaceae
Exons: 14
Coding region: 351-1457 (368 amino acids)
Biological process (GO): carbohydrate metabolic process
Molecular function (GO): carbohydrate binding; hydrolase activity, hydrolyzing O-glycosyl compounds
Source: RefSeq, a predicted model, not a curated record